This is a messenger RNA of Drosophila serrata, 3098 nucleotides long. RefSeq names its product male sterile (3) 76Cc (gene ms(3)76Cc). NCBI's taxonomy places the organism in Eukaryota, Metazoa, Arthropoda, Insecta, Diptera, Drosophilidae. The record is from RefSeq and is a predicted model, not a curated record.
UUUCUGGUUCUACGAUGAUAAUGACAGCUUUAUAAUGUAGUCAAGCACAAGCAAAAUUAUCAUUAUUUCUAUUCAUUUUUCAAUCUAUUCAAUAUCCGCUGUAGGGAACAAGUAUAAAACUAAAAAUUCUGUUUGGCAUAAAGGUUUUUGUGAUUAAUUUUGCGUGUAUACAUAGUGAUCGCGUUCUUCAAACCUCGGUAGUCUCCGUAACUACAUAAACGGCUGCUUACAGAGAUCGCCCUGACAAAUUCCAAGGAAAUAUAAUUAUUUCGCUGACUUAUGUUGAAAAUUUAAACUAAACAUCAAUAAUUCAUUUCGGCAUUACUCUAUUUUAAUUAUUUUAGAUCUAAAACAUUCAAAAUCCCAAAUUAUUUGUAUAUGAUAAUGUCGCUCAAUCCACCGGAACAGGGCCAUAGUCCUCGGUUUUCCAAAAGCAAAACGAGCAAUACGUACCUCAGCUUUACUGAUUUGUGCAGCAAAUUCGACAGUCCUUUGAAGGAACCUAGCUGCGAUCACUGGAAAUUCUGUGAGAAGAUUGCCCAUUCCCUAGGUGGUUCUGUGGAUUUAGUCUGCUCGAAUGCCACCUUGGACAAGCCCUGCAGUGGUCCUCCCGUGCAGGAGGAGGAAGUGAACGGCAGAAACUUAGCCACCUUCUUGAAAGCGUUUGCCUUGAUCUAUGUUCUGCCAGAGGUUGAUUGGACUGCGGAAAAAAUCGAAAUGUUACUAUCGGAGGGUACGGACUUAUUCCAAGAAAGCUCCGAAACAGACGGGGAAACGGACGAAAAGAUCUCCAAGUGCGAGACUUAUUCUGAUGAGAAGCGAAUCAAAAGGAAGUUUAAUCUUGAAGGGCACACCUUUACUUUGGCUUUGGAACCUCGUUACCAGGGGGAUAGACACUCCAAGCACACCAUCAAGAAUUUAGGUCGCGUUCUCCAGAAGUUCUUCACGUCCAGACGGUAUUGCUUGGUUCUCUCUCGAGUGGGUAACCUCCUCAUAUGGCGGCGCAGAAACAUGUUCUUUGUGAUGAACGUCAAGGGUAAACAACGGGAUAAGAAUAUGGGACUGACCAUGCUAGUGUGCCUGAGAACCAUCGAACGUGUGGUUGAUGAAGCCAGGAAGUUAAGUGGGAUAACCGCCAAGGAUGAGUUUUGUAUUCGCGAACUGGUGGUGGUGCACUUGGAGACGCCUGAUGGACGUGUUUAUAUACGGGACUCCAACUACCGACCUAUUGAGCCCAAGGUGGCGUAUAAGAGCUACGCGUAUCUGAAGGCGAGUCUUCAUCUUUCACUGAGCCAAAAUGAUUCAGUAACAAACCGCAGCAGUCUAAUGGUGGCCGUGGGCUCAAUCCUGGCUAGCAAAGUUUGCCACCCGAAGAAUUGGAAUACUGAUAUGCUGGACCGACUAGUUUGCUACGGAUUGGAGUUAUCCCGUAGCUGCUGGCCGGAUUGCUUUAGGAAUCAGCGGCCCGUUGACCUAGAUACGUUUCCCACCCAAAUGCGACUGGGGCAGUUCGUCAUGGAACUUAAACUAUUACCCAACGUGAAAAUGGGCCAUUGGAAGGACGAUCUCCACAACAAUGGAACGAAUUUCGGGACUCACAUCAGUGAGGCCUUCAAGAAAUACAGCAACGUAGUCUUCCAGAUAAACAAUCAGAUGUAUGCCAUAUGGGCCAAGGACGACUUUUACUACCUCCUCGAUCCCUAUCGGCAUUCUGUCUUGGGUAGCCAGUCGGAGAAAGACAAGCCUGAGGGCGCUAAGUGGGCCACGCUUCGCAUGUUUCACGACCAGCUGACCCUGCUUAGCGUGUUCCACCAAAUGCUCAAGGAGUCACACCGGCAGUCUGCCUACUAUCUGCAUGUGGUACGUAUACGUAAUCUCGCCGAGUGCCCAGAGGGUUUCGCCCUGGCUCCCUUGCCCGACGAGGUGGAUACCUUCGAUGUGGAGUCUCUGAAUGAAGCCAUAUUGUUCAGCGACCACCCAGGAGUCAAUGUGUGGGAUAAAUUCAUGAAGGAAAUCAGCGACUACGAAGAAGAAGAGAAGCUAAGAGUUUCGUUGGAGGAACAGAGUGCAAGAGAAAUGGAAGCCAAGAAAAACGCCGUCUCUAAAACAAAAACCCAAAAAUCAAAGACGAGAAUUGUAAAAAAAACAAAACGCUGCCAAAAUGCUAAGAAAUCAACGUCUACAAUUCAGGAUCCAAAGAAAACGGAGACAAAGACAGUCACAACACGCAAAAAGUCGGAAAUCAUUGUUCAGGAGCCAGAGAAACUGCCUAAGCAAAGCUCUUCCAAACGUAUACAUAGAAAACCAAAGAAGUCGCCCAGAAAUCCACCAAACUCUGUAGCUUCAAACACAUACACCAGGCAAAAAGGCGGUGUAUCAGGCGAUUCCCUCGCCAAUCCGCCUAGUAAAUGUCCUGACAGGGUUCCAAACGUCAAGUGGUCGACAAAGGAAUUAGCUAUCAUGAAAUUAGGAGAUGCCAACUUAAAGGCAUCACAGGUUAGAAUACUUAAAAGGGAAGGAAACUCAAUCCGUAAAAAUGCUAACAAAAAGCAAUCAGACGCGAUAUCCCCGAAGAAAGCUGUAAGAGAUGUCCCCAAAGAACUCGUUAAACAGUCGAAACGAAACGAAUCCUUGCUUCGUUUUCCGGGCUUCAAUCGGGUGCCACAGCUCCUGGCCGUCGCUGGGUCCGAAAGCGGAACCACAGAGAGUCUGAACCGGAUGCUUAGCUCCGCCUUCAAGGUGGCCAACAGAGUCUUUGCGAUGACGCCGUGGGGCAACUACGUCAUCUUCCGGCAUAGUGCCAACCGCUCUAAGGAGUCGGCAGCCUCAUGGUUCUACCUAUUUGAUGGUUGUACAUGCGAUAUUGAUCGAUUCCGCCACUUGGAUCUUUCCAAAGGCACUGCCGGAUUAAUUGCAUUUCGAAAGCUAUCAGAUGUGGUAUGUCACAUCGCUGAUUUAAGGGAGAAAAGGCCUUUGAAGGAUCUGUGCAACUGUAUGGAGGAGGAAGAACAGCUUCUCAGCGAUGCGGUAAAAACUAACUUGGCCUCUGGAAAAAUUCUUAUAGAAUGAAAGUUUGUAUUAAAGAAUAGCACCUUUCA